Messenger RNA from Ictalurus furcatus (blue catfish), 2831 nucleotides. It is a transcript of the gene slc35b3, whose product is annotated as solute carrier family 35 member B3. The coding region runs from base 544 to 1665 and encodes 373 amino acids. The record is from RefSeq and is a predicted model, not a curated record. Gene Ontology annotation, biological process: transmembrane transport. Lineage: Eukaryota; Metazoa; Chordata; Actinopteri; Siluriformes; Ictaluridae. Gene Ontology annotation, cellular component: endoplasmic reticulum membrane; Golgi membrane. Gene Ontology annotation, molecular function: 3'-phosphoadenosine 5'-phosphosulfate transmembrane transporter activity. The transcript has 10 exons.
UGCGCAUGCGCACAUCACCGCCGGGACACGGCUGUACCAGGAAGAGAAAUGCGUUUAACGCACAGUCCGUAUUCGAGUGUUAUGUAGAUAACAGCUUCGACAGCGUGAAAUAUCACAGCAUUACUGCAUGGAUGGAGAGAAUUGGCGUUGGCGACUAAACUGGUCUUCGUCUUAAAUUUGGGGAAAACGGUAGCGAUGGAGCUAACCAGCUGCUUUCAACCCCGGAAGUUUUGUGUAGCCUUGUAGCCAGUUAGCUUUGAACUUGCUUCACUGGUUCUACUAAACGUUUCUCUUUCCUUAUGAUGAGGUGGCACGCGUGUCAGUUUUGCGUACCGUCACCCAGCCAGCUGUCUCUUCCGUAUUUUAGUAAAUGAAUAACAUAAUGAUGUUUGGACAUUGUAGCUAGUGGUCAUGGCUGGCUGUCCAGCUUCUUUACAGGCCACUUAAUAGCCUGAGAGCAGAGGCGCGUUUCAGUCCUCUGAUGCUUUCCACGAAUCGACACCAAUUUGCCUACUGUCUUUAGUUCAGGUGGCUACAGACACAAUGAGUUCCAAAUUCAGCUUAAUCAACUAUAACUCCCGAAAGCACAUCUCCAUCUCUAUACCCUCCUCCACUGAGGCGAUGUCCCCGCACAUCAAAUCCGUAGAGGAGCUCAGAGUGCUAGGGGUGAACCUGAGCAGUUUCAACAUUCCCACACAGUUCUUCAUCUGCGUGACAGGAGUGUUUCUCUUUUACCUCAUGUAUGGGUACCUUCAGGAGCUUAUUUUCUCAGUAGAGGGUUUUAAACCCUUUGGCUGGUACCUUACUCUGGUUCAGUUUGGGUUCUAUUCCAUGUUUGGCCUGAUAGAGCUGCAGCUUACUCAGGACAAGAGGAGAAGGAUCCCAGGAAAGACAUACAUGAUCAUAGCAUUUCUAACAGUCGGGACCAUGGGUCUCUCCAAUACAUCACUGGGAUACUUGAACUACCCAACGCAAGUCAUCUUCAAAUGCUGCAAACUCAUUCCAGUUAUGAUUGGAGGAGUUUUCAUACAAGGGAAACGGCACAAUUUUGCAGACGUGAUAGCUGCUCUGUGCAUGAGUCUUGGCCUCGUCUGGUUUACUCUGGCCGACAGCAAGGUUGCCCCAAACUUCAAUGUGACAGGGGUUAUCCUUAUCUCCCUGGCACUUUGUGCUGAUGCUGCUAUUGGAAAUGUGCAGGAAAAAGCCAUGAAGCUGCACAAUGGAUCAAACUCAGAAAUGGUGUUGUAUUCCUAUUCUAUUGGGUUCGUGUACAUUCUGCUGGGCCUUCUGUGUAUGGGAGGGCUGGGACCUGCUGUGGCCUUCUGUGCUCAGAAUCCAGUGACCACAUAUGGCUAUGCGUUCUUCUUUUCUUUGACGGGUUACUUUGGCAUCUCCUUUGUUCUGGCUUUGAUAAAGCUUUUUGGUGCUCUAGUUGCAGUCACAGUGACCACAGGAAGAAAGGCCAUGACGAUUGUCUUGUCUUUUUUGUUCUUCUCUAAACCUUUCACUUUUCAGUAUGUGUGGGGAGGCCUAUUGGUGGUCUUUGGGAUCUUCCUUAAUGUCUACAGCAAAAACAAGGAAAAAAUGAAGCUUCCUCCACUGGCAGAGUUAUGGAAACGAGUGCUCAGCAGCAGGAAAGGCCGAUUGCUCUCUCAGACUGUGUAAAUUACUGACCUCUGACCAAACUUUAUGGCCUUUUCCACCCAGUUACACCAGUUUUGUGGGAACAGUCAGACCUCCACACAUUUAACAAGGACUUGAUAACAUGAAGUCUGGCGAAGUUGGCUGACUGGAGAGGACUCAGACUGUGUAGCAGCAGAAGUGUUACUAAUCAUGUGCGAACUGGAGUUUGAUGAAAAGGAAUCGUUAUCAUUUGUUUUUCACCUGAGUGUGCCACUAGCUGAUGGCAUCUUUUCUCACAAAAGUUUGUCAUUUUCUAUUCUCUUUUUUAUCUGUUCUUUUUUUCAUCUGGGAUUGAACAAUAGAACUGCAAGUAUCAUUACUUUUUCUUUAAAAGGCUGAUGUUUGACAGUGUAUGUCAACUGCCAUAUUUGCUAUCCAUUUAUUUGGUGAAAGGGUAGCUCUUUUUACAUUAAAAACAAACAGAGAAGUUUAUUCAGGCAGUUUGACGCAUUUUCCUAAAUGUGUGUAGCUUGCCAGGCAUCUCUUAUCCAUCAGCUGCAGCUCAGAGAGUUGAAAGGCUGCCAAGCAGCUUCUCAGAUGUUUACCCCUCUGAUAGCCCAGGGCUUGUUUGAUUAGGAGUCCUGGAAUAAGAUAGCACUUAAAAGAAAACCAACAUUGUUCAUAGGGUUUGGUUUUAGACCUAAUUUAGGUGUGUGUGUGUGUGUGAGAGAGAGAGAGAAAGAGGAAUGAUUGUUGUAAGCAAUACCACUUCUUGUUUUAACACUGCCAGCAAAUUAUACACAUCAGCAUAACCAACUUAACUUAUUUAUCAGUGAAAUGUGCCAAAUCACUGCAUUUUAAAAACUUAUUCAAAAUCAUUAGAAAUAAAAUUGUUAAAAAAUAAUAAUAAUAAUAAAUAAAUGUUUGUUUUUUUUUUAAAAAAGAGGGAAAAAAAAAAAGAGUUCCACACAAGAUGUUGCCAUACUACAAUGACAACCUAUAGAGGGACAGAGAUAGUAAAUGUGGUCCUAUUUCUAGGUGAAAGAUAACAUACAGUAUCUCACAAAAGUGAGUACACCACUCACAUUUUUGUAAAUAUUUGAUUCUAUCUUUUCAUUUGAUGACACUGAAGAAAUGACACUUUGCUACAAUGUAAAGGUAGUGAGUGUACAGCUUGUGUAACAGUGUAAAUUUGUUGUCCCCUCAAA